AUGGCUUGGGGAAUAUUUGAAACUAGGUAUCGACAGCAGGUGCCGGGGACUGUCUUGCUAAGCGAUUCCAAUGGUGACCACACUGUCUUUCACAACGUUAAGACAACCAAACAUCACGGCAAAACAAUCAUUCUAGUGCCACAGCCUUCGGACGACCAAAACGAUCCUUUGAAUUGGCCGCUUUGGGUGCGAGAUCUGAUCGCGCUUCUUUACGGCUACUGCACGCUGCUUAUUGUCGGAGGUAUUGGACCGAUCCUGUCGUCUCUGGCGCUAGAACUAUCGCUUCUCUUCGACGUCUCGUUCACUAAAGUCUCUCUUCUGACGGGCUAUAGUCUUUGCGCCACUGGGGCUUCUGGUAUCUUCAUCUCAGCCGUCGCCAACAAGUAUGGCAAACGCUUGAUCUUUCUAUUUUCGUUGGCUUGCGCCCUUGGUGGCACUAUCUGGGGAGGAUAUGCCACCUCUUACGACUCGCUCCUUGGCGCUCGUAUCCUCCAAGGUCUAUCGGUUGCCGUGUUUGAAUCCGUCGUAUUUUCAAUUAUAGGGGAUCUCUACUACGUUCAUGAGCGCGGCAUCCGUGUCGCUGUUAUGACAACCUGCAUCGUCGGUAUAUCCAAUCUUCCGCCCGUUCUUGCUGGGAAGAUUGCAAUGAGUCUUGGAUGGCGGUGGGUAUUUUGGCUACUGGCUGUCUUUCUUGGGAUUGGUCUGGUGUUGGCUCUUCUCUUUGGAUGGGAGACAGCUUACGUCCGCAACACGAUCCAUAACACAGAAGACAAUUUGGAUAACAAACAUGCGACAGCAGCAGAUGCAGUCCAGGUCGAGGACGCCAGAGAGGCUUUCGACACUAUUACUCGUCAUACCGGCUCUUUACUUCCUCGAAAAUCGAUUGUGCGACUAUUAACUCCCUGGUCUGGCGAGUACACAUCGAAAUCUCUCUGGUGGCUCCUUAUUGAACCAUUCAUUGUCCUUUCCAACCCGGCCGUCAUUUGGGCCGUCCUCUUGAUAUCCUUCCCCACUUUGUGGCUUGUCGCUAUCAACCUCCUGAUUGCUCAGAUCUUUUCUGCUCCCCCUUAUCUGCUCGAUACUGUGGAGCUUGGCUAUAUGUCUGCUGGGCCCGCAGUUGGCGGCUUACUUGGGUCAAUCGCGGCAGGUGCCAUGUCUGACCCUAUUAUUGAGUGGGCAUCUCGCAGGAAUAAAGGCGUUUACGAGCCAGAAUUUCGUUUGUUGCUCAUUAUUCCUGCAUUUAUCACAUCCGCCAUUGGAUAUCUCCCUUUUGGAUAUCUCGCCGAGGCGGGCAAAGGCCCUGUUAUAAUGUCAACCUUAUGGGGAGUCAGUGCGGCAAGUCUCCAAUUCAUCAUGACCGCUGUCGGGACAUACAUUGUUGACUCCUACCGCGACAUAAACAUUGAAGCUUUCAUUGCGACCAUGGUCAUCAAGAACUUUCUAUUUUUUGGGUUCUCAUUCUUCCUUAAUACAUGGAUUGUCGAAUGGGGUCCAGCCAGGAUGUUCUAUUGCAUAGGCGGUAUACAGGCUGCAUUAUGCCUCACAACCGUUCCUAUGUGGAGUUUUGGAAAGCUCGUGCGGGCAUGGUGGUACAGUUCGGAGGAUGGAAUUUAG
Penicillium concentricum is the source of this 1614-nucleotide messenger RNA. RefSeq lists its product as uncharacterized. The transcript has 4 exons. Gene Ontology annotation, molecular function: transmembrane transporter activity. The coding region runs from base 1 to 1614 and encodes 537 amino acids. The record is from RefSeq and is a predicted model, not a curated record. Lineage: Eukaryota; Fungi; Ascomycota; Eurotiomycetes; Eurotiales; Aspergillaceae. Gene Ontology annotation, biological process: transmembrane transport.